AUGAGCUACGAAAGCGUGGAACUUAACGAUUCCUCGUUGCAGGCUUCAGCUGCUUCAGGAGACGUUCUUCCUGUUGUGCAGGAUACGUGUAUGGCAGGGUCCAAUUUAGAUGAGGUUUAUGAGGCGGUACUUAAGGUUGUAAUAUUGGAAUAUAUCAAUGAGCCUAGGUUUCGAAAGAAGUUCAAGAAAGUUGAGGAAGUGGAAGAGAGUGAGCCACUUUUGCGGGAUAUUUUGCGGGAUAAGUCUUCGUUGAAGCCCAAGGAUACAGAGAGGAAGCGUGCGACAUGGUUUAGGUUGAACAGCGAUUUGGGGUCAGGAGAAGCGAGCACACUCAAAAAGAUUAGGCCUAUACUAGAAAACAGGUUGUCAUCGAUAGCUAUUGGCAAUUAUAAGCUUAAGGAUGAUUUAUUGCGUAGAAGUUUGUUGAAACUAUAUAAUGAUUUAUUUUUGGAUCCUAAGAUGUCUAACAUGUUGGAUUACAUGGCACGAUUUGAGGAGUUGAUUAUGCUAUUUGCUAAAGCCGCCAGUGGGGAAAUUUUAAAGUUGGAUAUUGAGUACACACAGAAGGCUUUAUAUCAACAAGUUUCUCAUUUUAUUGAUCUAUUAAUUCAGUUAUUGGAUGUUGGUGGGUUGUCGACUCCUGAAUUUGUUUCAAAGUUAAAGAGCUACACUGAUUCGUUUAAGCCAGGUGAAGGCGAUGGUGCUCCACGGGCAAGAAUUUCUAAUCUUGUUGGCGUAAAUAAGACGAGGACCAAGGUUGUAGAGGUUACUGUGAAGCCUGCAUUCAAAAUAUCAGAAAUUGCACAUUCUGGAUAUAUCAAGGAAUUAUUUGGCGUUGAUGAUAGAAAACUUAAUGAAGAUUUACUAAGAAUUAAAAACGAAGUAAAAAACGAUAUUUAUCAGGAUGAAUUAAAAUUGGUAAGAGAUAAAGUAGCAAAUGGAACUGCAGGAUUUACUACGGAGGACUUCACCUCCAAGGAUUUAUACCAACAGUGGAAGGAGUCUGAAUUGCGCAUGAUUGAUGAAUUGGUUAAUAAAUUAGAAGAAUCGAAGGCUGGUCAUAAUGUGUCUGCAGAUGGUAUAUCCUUCAGCAAAGUUAUACCAAUAAAUGCUAGAGAUUUCUACCUACAACUCCUUUGCUCGAUAUUAAAUCAUGAGAAGCCCUGUGUGACUGAACCGAUCUCCGCUCAUGGACAGUUUUUGAUUUCCAAGUGUGCCAAGUAUUGGCGGUUGGAGUUAUUUUCUACCCGUGCUUCACUAUUUUACGCGGCAUCCAAUCUGACGUUGUUAAAGGGUAGCGAACUAGAUCAUGAACGAGCAGAGUAUCUUAUACAAGUUGCCCAGUCUAGUGGUAGUCAAGGCAUAGAGUCAGAGCAUGAUAAUUCUAAAUGGAACUCCAUUGAUAGGCAUCAAUGGUUAACUAAUUUAAACAAAACUUUCAGUCAAUGUAUGAUUUCAUUACAGGAAUUAAUACCGCAGUUGUAUUCCCCCACGAAGCCAAAGUUUUCGCCUGUUUUAAACAUAUAUCACAAUUAUGUAUUGGGAGAUCCGCUAAUGCAACAUUAUAACUUAAUUAAUACCGAUAUUCAUCGUAAGUGGGUUAAAAAGUUAAGGGGUACGUUGUUCAAGACUAAUGAGGAGUGCUACAUUUCUUUGCUACAAAAGAUACCCAAGGAGCGCACUGUUUCGAUGUAUCAAAUCCAAGAAAUUGCUGAGUGCAUUUUGGAACAAAUAAAGAGCACUCAGAAACGUUAUCCAAAACCGCUUUUGAAAGGAUUAAACAUUGCACACGAAUGUGCUGCUGUGUUGAUUGGGGCGUUUGGCAAUGAUCUUGCAAGAAUGUUGCCUCGUGCAGAACAGAAUGCUAUUUCUACAGGAAAUGAUUUAGAUGCUAUUGAUUCCAUUAAUAUAUACAAGUCGCUACAAGAAUUACGCAAGGUUUACACCCAAGUUCGAGAUGAUGAAUUCCCAUUUAACCUUGAAAAAUUCUUCAUAAAGUAUUUCUUCCAGUUAUGUGAAGAAACCAGUAAGAAGAUCCUUAGCGUUAUUGAUACAUCUAGGAAGAAAGACAUCUGGGAACCUGUUGGCGAGGGAGUUUAUUACAGUGCAUCAGUAGUGGAUAUUUUUAAAAUGAUGAAUGAAUCGCUCAGUAUUUUUGAUAAGUUAGGAUGGGGGGAUGAAUACCAAAUAGCUAAGAUCAAGACCUUUUUGCUCAAGGCCUUUUCCGAUGGCUUGUGCCAGUAUGCUUCUAAAGUGGUGAUGUUAAUUGAAGAGGAUUUAUUUCAGAAUUUUUCAUCCUCGCCUGAAGAUUCCGGGUUUGAUAGUCCACUGAUGCAACAGACUACUGCCGAGCGGGUUAAAAAUACAUGGUUAUUCAACGAGAUGAGGAAUGCCUUAAGACCUGCCACGGAUGAACCUCCUGAAGCCUUUGAAUUUAAGCGGCGUACUUGUAUCUGUUUAAAUAAUUUGAGCGAAAUGAUGGCUAAGAUUAGCGAGCUUGAAGAAACUAUAGAUGCUGAGCAUAUUUCUCAAGUUGUACGCCGCUUUGAAGCUACGCACUCUAUCAAACAGAAUGGUCUUUUGAACAUGCAUAAAAAGAGGGAGGUAACUAAUCAGUUGUACACCAUUCGUGUAAUCAAAGCUGAGAAUAUAUUACCAUUCACAAGCGACGGUUUUUCUAAUAGUGCCGCAACGCUUGUCGAUACUUCCAUCCGCAAGGAAAUUGCCAAGACGAAGGUUAUACGCAAGACCGUGAACCCUGUCUGGGAUGAAGUAUUCGAAUUAGAGAUCCCAUCCGUUGAGGUACGUGUUAUAAGUGCCACCAUUUGGCACCACUCUUCUAAGAUGAGUCCUUUGAGUUCUUAUAAAGUUUGUGGUAAGUGUUCUAUUCUUCUUGACCCAUCUCGUUUCAACAACGACGGUUAUCCUGAGGAGGUUAUCUUAGAUCUUGAUACCCAAGGUCGUCUUUACUUACAGAUUUCACUGGAAAACGAACGUGUUGAUGCCAUGUUUAGUGUCGGCAGGGCCUAUCGUGCUUUAUCACGUGCAUGCGAUAGGGGAAUCGGUUUGAUGGUAAGCAAGUUUUCUGCGUUUGUUAGCUUUUCGCUUUCCCGUAAUACUCUAAAGUCGGUUUGCAUAAAUAGCAGCGCCAGUGGCAUCGGCAGCAUCGGCGGCGGCAUCGCUGGUGGAAUUAGCGACGCAGAAAGGAAAAACAUUGUUUAUGAUGCUAUCUCACCACUAUUUGAUUAUUUGAACUCGAAUUUAGCAAUAAUGGCUACCGAAUUAAACCGCUCUUUGCUUCACAAAGUUAUGCUACAAGCAUGGAAUACCAUAUUGAACGCUGCGGAUACACUUUUGUUGCCCAAUUUGUCUAGCGCUCGUUCUAUGAAAAAGGCAGUAAGUUCUAAAAGCAUGACAUUGUGGGAAAACGCCAUGAACAUCGCUAAAGGUGAGAAUGGCGCCGAUUCCUACUAUUCCUAUUACUACAGCGGCAGCAGCAGCAGCAGCGGAACUCUCACCAGCAAUGGAGGCACUGGCAGCGGCGCCAUUGCAGGCCUAAUCGGCGGGCCAGCAGCAGGCGGACAGUCAGACGGACAAGGAAGCGGCGGACUAUUAGCCAGCGGACAAGCAGCUGAAGCAAACAAUUAUAAUAACAACAUAGUAGGAUUCGGUAUGACGCUUACCCAACGUGAAGUAGAUAUUGUAUUUGAAUGGCUCCGCGCUCUCUGUGUCGAUUUCUUCCACAAUUCCGGCGAAGGACCCCCAUUACAAGCCCUCAAGAACCAGCAUUACCAAAAUUUACUACUAGUACCUGUAUUCUACGAUAAAUCCGUGGAAGAACUCGAAAGCGAAGUCGAAAGAUUGAUGCCCCUGUACGAGCAAUAUUUGGAUCAUCGAAACUGCUUUGAAUUUUCACGUCACAGCAACUUCAACAAUCAUCGAACAUCGCGCGGCCCCCCACUACCACGCAGGGACUCCGUAUGGGCUCACAGUUCGAAAACAAAGAGAGCACAAGCUGCCGCCGCUGUAAGGCAGCUAGAAAAUGACCCCUUGGAGGUCUCUGCCGUCACACAAGACAUCAUAUUAAGAAUCCUUUUGGCAAAGGGUCAGUCGAAGUAUGUUUACGAUACUUUAAACCACCGCUCCAAGCUCGCUAAAGCCAUUGCUACAAAGAAACUAGUUCAGGCGGCCGUCCGAGGUCCUAAACCUCACUAA
Eremothecium cymbalariae DBVPG#7215 is the source of this 4215-nucleotide messenger RNA. RefSeq lists its product as uncharacterized. Lineage: Eukaryota; Fungi; Ascomycota; Saccharomycetes; Saccharomycetales; Saccharomycetaceae. The record is from RefSeq and is a predicted model, not a curated record. The coding region runs from base 1 to 4215 and encodes 1404 amino acids. The transcript has a single exon.